ACCGCAUCUUCUUCUUCCUCUUCACUGAUCACCAGUUAGCUUCAUCGUCUUCGCACAAAACUUUGCAGUCGGAUCAUGGGAGGUGGACCGAAUACCACUAACAAAGGUUUCUCCUCCAACGUCAAUCGUUACGGUAGUUAUCCGCCUCCUCCACCGACGCCAACGCCAGGAUAUUACUCCUCUGCUGGGCGAGCGGUGGCAGCUGCUGCCGCUGCUAUUGCUGCUUCUAUUGCCGCUGUUUUUGCUGGUGCUGCUGCUGCUUAUGCUGCUGCUGCUUCUUCCGAAGCUCAUCGCCUUCUCUCUCACGGCCACCACCAUCACGGUAGUCACCACCACCACCACCACCAUAGACGACACCACCGCCACGGCCAUGUAAAGAUCAAACAAGGAAAGCGUGGUUAGGCAGUACUACUGUACUAGUUGUCCAGCUUUGUCCACAAGCAUAUGCAAGUCAAUUUGAAUAAGUGAAUAGAAAUUGAACAUGUUUCUGCAGAGAAGAUUAUUAAUUAGGCACAAUGAAGUAUGUAAAAUUAUACAUCGUCCAAUCUUCUAAAAGAAAAAGUUCUUUACUAUGCCCUGAGAGAGAAGGUGAUGAGCUCCGUAAGCAGCAGCAACUGCUGCCGCUCCCCCGGCAGCCAUCGAUCCGAUGGAAGAGGAACCACCGUGUCCUUCAGUUAAAUUAAUUACUUGGCAUCACAUGUGGAUUCUCCAAGAUUAAUUAAAUUUUUACAUGAUUAAGAAAGCUAAUAUCGUAAGACGGCGCAGGGUUAGGAGGGUAGUUGCCAUGAGGCGGAUAAACGCCGGAAGCAGAGGAGUAGUACGCUGGCGGCGGCCGCGGUGGCGGUGGCGGAUACCUACCGUAAUGCAUCAUGUUGGAAAACAAAACGAGGAAUAUUUCCAUAAUAUUUCAAUAAUUUUUUAUUUAUUUAUUGUAUAGGCAAAACGAGGUAUAUUCAAAUGCCAAUAAUAUUGGUAUCUUAUUAAAUAUUUAAACAAUAAAUAACUUAAUUAUCCAUUCUUGGAGCUCAACGAUAGAGGUUUGGGGCCUUGAGGUUCAAAAACUUUCAAAUUUGUAUUUUAAAAUUCAUUAAUUAUUUUUUGUUUCAAAUUGUCCUUUAAAUCCUGAUUAUUAUCAUUGUUAAGUCAAACUCUAAAAUGGAAAUUUCCCUAAUCUACUUCUUAGUUAUGAUUUAGUCCAAGCUUAAAGAGUGAGACAAUGUGUCCACUAUGCCUUUAAAGGCAUGAUAUUAAUGGGAGAACAACAAACAGAGUUCGACAUCCAUGGAGAUGGAGGAGGAAGACUUCAUCGACAUCGACAUCGACAUCGUUUCCUCUUCGCCGGAGUUCGAGUUCCACAUGACCGCCGAUGAUCCACCCCUGCCCUCCCCCGCAGACGAGCUCUUCUACAUGGGUAAGCUCCUCCCCCUCCACCUCCCCCCUCGCCUCCAAAUGCUCGAACAGCUCCUCCGCGACACCUCCGCCGCCGUCGCAACGGCCUACCAUUCCUGCAACGCCAACGGCGAGCUCAACCCCAAGAAGUCCUGGACCAAGAAGAUCAAGGAGGCCACUCUCGGCCUCAAAGUCGAUGCCUCAAGAUCUUACUUCAGAUCCCUGUUCCACAGAUCUCGGCCCUCCAAUGAGAAAUUGGAAGCCUCCAAAGCCCUGAGGCGCCAUCAAAAUCCGACCUUGUCGGAAGACGAGAGCAGGAGCAAGCCGUCGUCCUUCUCGAGCGAGUUCAGCGGUGGGAAGUCAACGCCGAGACGGAGCAGCAGCGCGAGCUCCGACGCCGAGAGCUUGAUCCAGGGAGCGAUUGCCUACUGCAAGAAGAGUAGCCAAUGGGCGGUUGACUCCGAGGCCUGGAAGACCACGAGCAACGACGGCUUCUACUUGCUUUCCGCUUCCAGAAUUGCACCGGAGUGUAAGCAAGCGGAGCUUCCGCACCAGAUUCGGUCGCCGCCGUCUUGCUGUUGUUCCCGUGGAAAAAAGAACAACUUUUGUGAUGCGUAUUUACUUCUCAAACACGAAUCCAAUGCGAUCAAAAAUUUCAUUUUGGCUGUUUCUGUUAACAAGUGAAAGAAGUAGGAUUGUAAAUAAAACCGAGCCAUAUUUAUUUAAUAAGAUAACUAAGUUAAGUGAAGCUUAAAAUUAAUCAAAAUAGUUU
Molecule: messenger RNA, 2161 nt
Organism: Zingiber officinale
Lineage: Eukaryota; Viridiplantae; Streptophyta; Magnoliopsida; Zingiberales; Zingiberaceae
Product: probable membrane-associated kinase regulator 4
Exons: 1
Coding region: 1282-2073 (263 amino acids)
Cellular component (GO): plasma membrane
Molecular function (GO): kinase inhibitor activity
Source: RefSeq, a predicted model, not a curated record